AUGUAUACACAAUCAAUCCUUUCAAUUCGAGCUAUUCAUAUUGAUUCCGAUCCAAAUGAGAAAAUCGUUCCCUUAUCUAAGUUCGAUUUAAGUAGACCAUUGGUUGGACGCACAAAUGCCGAACAAACUGCAAUUUCGUUGCUGCAUCCAGAUAUGCCUAAUGAUUCAGAAUUGCUCAAAGUAGCAAUUAUUGGAGCACCAAAUGCUGGGAAAAGUACAUUUGUUAACCGUUUAAUGGGUUGGAGAAUUUCGUCUGUAUCGAAACGGCCACAUACGACUCGUCAUCGAACAACAGGAGUUUUAACUGAUGCUAAUAAGCAAAUUGUUUUUCUUGACACACCUGGUUUUGUUGCACCAUGGCGUAAGAAACGGCAUAAUCUAGAAAAGUCAAUGAUUCUUGAUCCUCAUUCAUGUUUAUGGGAUGCGAAUUUAAUUUGUGUUGUACAUGAUGUUUCAAAUCAUUGGCUUCGUUUCAAACUAGAUGAAGAAAUCCUGAAAUGUCUCUAUGCACAUCCGGAAAAAGAAGCAAUUCUUAUUCUAAAUAAAGUCGACUCGAUCAAACGUAAGCGAAUGUUACUAGACGUGACAACUGUUCUAACCGAUGGUUCGCUCAAUGGUAUCCCUUAUCGCUUGGAUUCGCCGUACCAUCGCAAUGGUGAACUUGAUAUGGAACGAUUGUUUCUGAAAACUGCUCAUGAAAUGAAUAUACCUUUACCGAAAACUGAGAAUGAUUUCGAAAAGGAACGUUUACUCGCAGAUAUGAAAGAAUACGAAAAGAAACUAUUGGAUAUUCAAUUGGAAAACGUCAAUCUCGAUCUUGAAGAACCGCAAGUGAAAGAUUUAAUCACUCGUUACGAAGAGAAACGUUUGACAAUCGAGCAAUUAUCUGAUGAUGUCUCACCUCAUGUUCCGUACAAAUCAAUGAAAGACAUUAGUCCAUUUGAAUUUAAGAAAGAUCUCAUAGAAACAACGAAUUGGCAUUUGUAUUACCAAAAAUUAUCUCAAAUUCGUCUAUUUACAAAAGAACGUUCGACGUGGCCAUAUUUCAAUCAAGUUUUUAUGAUAUCAGCAAAGCAAAACCGUGGUAUAACAGCCGUUCGGAAUUAUCUGUUUUCACGAACUCAGUCAGCUCCGUGGAUGUUUCAUCGAAAUUUUAUCACUGACCAAUAUCCACAAGAAAUCGCUGAAAUGUGUAUACGAGAGAAGAUGUUAGAAUAUCUACCCGAUGAAAUUCCUUACAACUAUCUUUUGACUAAUGAUCGAUGGGAAUUGGAUGACAACGAUGUUCUUAACAUGACUUUUCUAGUCUAUCCUCGUGCUAAACAGUUGAAACGUGAUGUUAGUGUGCUAUUGAAAAAUCAUGGCGAAGCAAUCAAAUUAAUUAGUAUUGAAAGUGAAAAAGAUCUCUCCACAACGUUUCGUUGUGAAGUUAAAUUAAAACUAAUUGUUAAAACUUCUCAUGAAUAA
Molecule: messenger RNA, 1467 nt
Organism: Adineta ricciae
Lineage: Eukaryota; Metazoa; Rotifera; Eurotatoria; Adinetida; Adinetidae
Source: the annotation of a GenBank genome assembly